Molecule: messenger RNA, 729 nt
Organism: Choloepus didactylus (southern two-toed sloth)
Lineage: Eukaryota; Metazoa; Chordata; Mammalia; Pilosa; Megalonychidae
Gene: CASP14
Product: caspase 14
Exons: 6
Coding region: 1-729 (242 amino acids)
Biological process (GO): proteolysis
Cellular component (GO): cytoplasm
Source: RefSeq, a predicted model, not a curated record
AUGGACAACCCUCAGCCUUUGGAGGAGGAGGCAUAUGAUAUGUCAGGUGCCCGGCUUGCCCUUACACUGUGUGUCACCAAAGCCCGAGAAGGUUCAGAGGAGGACCUGGCUGCCUUGGACGACAUGUAUCAGCAGCUGCUAUUUGAAAGCAUCAUGAAGAUAGACCCCACUGCUCAGGAAUUCCAGCAAGAGUUGGUUAAAUUCCAGCAGACCAUGGAUGCCCGGACAGACCCUAUCAGCUGUGCCUUCGUGGUGCUCAUGGCACAUGGGAAUGAAGGCUUUCUCAAGGGGGAGGAUGGCAAGAUGGUCAUGCUGGAGGACCUCUUUGAGGUCCUGAACAACAAGAACUGCCUGGCACUAAGAGCUAAGCCUAAGGUGUUCAUCAUACAGGCCUGUCGAGGAGAACAAAAGGACCCUGGAGAAACAGUAGGUGGAGAAGACAUAGUACUGAUCACAACAGACCACCCCCAUACCAUCCCAACCUACACUGAUGCCCUGCAUGUCUACUCCACAGUAGAAGGGCACAUUGCCUACCGACAUGAUGAGAAGGGUAGCUCCUUCAUCCAGACCCUGGUUAAGAUUUUAAUUGAGAAAAAAGGACCCAUCCUGGAGCUUCUGACAGAGGUUACCCGGCAGCUGGCGGAAAAAGAGCUGGUUCAGGAAGGACAAGUGAGGAAAACGAAUCCCGAGAUCCAAAGCACCCUCCGGAAACGGCUGUAUCUGCAGUAG